Molecule: messenger RNA, 878 nt
Organism: Morus notabilis
Lineage: Eukaryota; Viridiplantae; Streptophyta; Magnoliopsida; Rosales; Moraceae
Product: transcription factor bHLH162
Exons: 3
Coding region: 52-708 (218 amino acids)
Biological process (GO): regulation of transcription by RNA polymerase II
Cellular component (GO): RNA polymerase II transcription regulator complex
Molecular function (GO): DNA-binding transcription factor activity, RNA polymerase II-specific; protein dimerization activity; RNA polymerase II transcription regulatory region sequence-specific DNA binding
Source: RefSeq, a predicted model, not a curated record
AAAAAAAAACACAACAACAACAAAUAAAGAAAAAAGAGGGAAAAAUAUUUCAUGGGAUUAUUUGUGGUGGAAGACUUAGGAGCUAACAAACAAGUACAAGCCAUGGAUCAGGGAAGUCAAUCUUCUGCGACCAAGAUCGAAAGAAGAAUCAUUGAGAAGAACAGAAGAAAUCAAAUGAAAGUUCUCUACUCCAAGCUUAACUCUCUACUCCCACCACAAAACUCUAAGGAGGUGCAAACACUACCAGAUCAAGUAGACGAAGCCAUAAACCACAUAAAAAGCUUAGAGGCAAGGCUGAAGAAAUACAAGGAAAAGAAGAAGAGCUUAUUGGGUAGAAAGAGAUCAUAUACAUGCGCGAACAGCUUGGAAAGCGUGGGGAGCCAAAGAUCACCCCAGAUUGAAAUCCAUGAGAUUGGCUCGGUUAUCGAGGUAGUUCUGAUAACAGGGCUAGAUAAUCAGUUUAUUUUCUACGAGCUGAUUCGCAUACUCCAUGAAGAACGAGCUGAUGUUGUAGACGCCAAAUAUUCAGUCUCCAGAGACUCAAUUUUCCAUGUCGUACAUGCAGAGAUUGCGGAUUCCAUUUUCGGGGCCACAAAAAUAAGUGAGAGGCUAAAGAGAUUUGUCAGUGGAUCAAGCAGUGAUAUAGAAUUACAGCCAGAUCAGUGGUGGGAUGACUUUGAAAUCCAUCCUGAAUUGUUGAAGUUCUAAGCAGUUAAUUUUUUCUAGUAUUAUAUGAUAAGUUAAUUUCAGUUGUAUUGCUUCCUAUAUCCGAUGGUUAAUUAUAACGGUAAACUUAGUUGUCAAUAGUAACAAUUACAUAUAUUACAAAUGGUUUUCACAUGAUAAAAGGUUGAUCGUUUCUAUGAAGACAUUAAGAA